AUGAACAAGCAAAUAUUUUUCCUGGUUGUCCUGACCAUUCUCGUCCUAGUUAUCUCCCCGAUUAAUGCUACGGCUGGUAGGAGAGAAAAGAGAGCAACAUGUCCUCAGAUAGUCGACUAUUGCACAUUUGAACCUCAAGCCGGAAAUCCAAACCAAAUUGUUCUCGGCCAAGUUACUUUCACGCAAUUCACCGAUUGCACUCUGAGAAUUACCGGUCAGUUCAAUACAAUUCAUGGAAGUUCAAAUGGCUAUCAUCUCCAUAUAGUUACAAGCCCCACUGCCCCUCCUACCGCCGAUCUGGACUCGAUUUUUGGGCCUCAAAUUGAUCAACCUUUUGAAAAAACUUUACCCGUUUCACCCAUCAUCCCUUUUACAAACUUUAAAAACUAUUUAUGUGUAGUGAAACUCCUUCCCGGCGGGCUUCUUGGAUCUACUCAGGUCAAGCAGGUCUAA
Molecule: messenger RNA, 453 nt
Organism: Ambispora leptoticha
Lineage: Eukaryota; Fungi; Glomeromycota; Glomeromycetes; Archaeosporales; Ambisporaceae
Source: the annotation of a GenBank genome assembly